Molecule: messenger RNA, 774 nt
Organism: Fusarium poae
Lineage: Eukaryota; Fungi; Ascomycota; Sordariomycetes; Hypocreales; Nectriaceae
Exons: 1
Coding region: 1-774 (257 amino acids)
Source: RefSeq, a predicted model, not a curated record
AUGGCCGCCUCCAGCUUCUCUUCUCUUGACCAAACCCAGUCUCCAGUUCUUGAUCAAACUGGGCCUUGUCCAUUACCCAGCUUGAGACAGUUCGAUGCAACAAUAAUAAAUUGGUCUCAAUCCGAAAGGUUGUCGACUAUCAACCAGCUUCUCUCCCCGUUGCCGAACGCUUUCCUUGAUAAGAUUGUUUCUCAGCACCAGAGCUCCGGUGACUAUAGUAGCGACUGUGCUGGUGCUGGGGAUAAUGAUCUUAAAAAUGGAGCUAAUGCCAAUAUCAAAAGUCUUGGAGACACCCCUUUCAAGCGUAAGGCUGAAGAACAUGGUGGAAACAACAAUAAGGCCAACAAAGUGACUUCAUCCUCUCAGCCUGUAUCGACCCGCCCUCAAACACCGGAGCAACUGCAAAACUUACCCGCAACACGCCAAAGGAAAGACGGAUUUCACCAGAUUCUCGCUGAAAUGUUUCAGACUCUCCCUUCGCUAUCUGAGAUGGACAUGGAGGAUGAAGCAAGCAAGUUCAACUGGUUACUGUGCGAUACAGAGGAGGAUUUAUUGGAGAUACGUAGUGGAUGUGGCGUCUCGACUAAAUUGCUCCACAUGAUAAGCCAGACCACAUACUGUGCGGCCCGCAUGAAGCAGGAACCCAAGAGCCUCAUUGUCCCAAUCACCGCGGAAUUUUUGGAUCGGGGAUUUUCUGAGCUUCCACAAUGGACAAAUUCAGUGGGAGAUCUGCGAGCUAUUAUGGUCACCAACCAAAAAUCCAGUGAUAAGUAG